AUGUCCAGCUCAUGGUGGAAACAGUCGGAGUGGGAACCUUCGUCGUCUUGGCGUUGGCAUUCGCAAUCGUCUUGGGAUGAGCAAGAUCAACCUUGGGCAGCCACUACCAAGCCGGCCGUGCCUGAGAAUGUUCCAGCUCCCAAGCCUAAGUUGUCUGACCACUUUCAAUCCGACGACAAGUUCUUUGAUCGGCAACCAGUCGGCAAAGGGUCGCAUCAGCUGUUUCGUCAUGUUCAGCCUACGGAAUGGUCACGAAAGAAUUCGUUGGCCGGUAGGCCCGUAGAAGACAUUCGAGCAUGGGAACUCAGCCACCGUGGUCUUUCUGAGUUCUCCUUUCGCCUCCUUAGUGAAGGCCGAUACCAAGGAAUUGUUUGGACAAGGUCCACAUCCGAAGCAGUGUUUCUUACCCAACUUUUGAAGAGAAUGAGAGAAGUUGGUGUAGAUAUCGAUGAAGUCGCCAGAACCUUUCACACCGACAGCCCACCUGACAAGCACAAGGAUGCUUCCAAGUUCAUGGGCAAAAUGUGUGAAUCCAUUGUUGACGAUCUCAAGAAGAGAGCACCUAUUGUUGACUCUACUGCCAGUGAAGAGUUGGCCCGGGCUAAAGCAAAGCUUGCCCAAGCGGGCCUUACACUUACUCCGACUAAGAGAUCUGCUGAAGACGAGCCUGAGAAUGCACCACUUCGGGCCAAGCCGAAGGCUAAAGCCAAGCAAGAACUUGGGCAAAGCCGCCCUUCUUCACUCGAUGCCCAGACGUUACUGCAGUUUCCUCCGGCUCGAAUUUUGGAUUCUCGACCUGUUGGUCCGAAGGAUGAACAAGUUGAAGAAUGGCUUCAAACUUUUAAGUCCAAGCCAGAUUUCAAAGGUCAGUUUGCCAAUUUGAAGAAGCAUGUUUUGGCAGUGCAGAAGAUCUUUGAGAGUGGAACUCCCAAAGCCACCAUCACAGCAGCGGCGGUUAAGUUUGGUCUAGAUGACAAGAUUGCGAGUCGUCUGACCAUUCGCAACCUUUCGACCACCAUUGCGGUUGCUCAGUUCACGCUUGUUAAAGGACAGGAAGCGCAGGCUGAGUUGGCCCUUCGAUAUUGGGCCUCCAAUCAGUCUAUUGAACAAUUUACAAUUUUUCAGGUUGCCACAUGUUCGGAUUAUCAAUCCGCGUGGGUUUUGGAGCAUUGCCUCAUUGAUGCGUGGCAACCAAAACUCAAUUUUCCGUUCAUUCAGUCCUUUCUGAAACGCUCCGCGCUGGGCUUUAAGCCAAGCAGACAAAGAAGAAUGUCGUCGUACAGCAAGUUUGGCAGAACCUCGUUUGAGAGAGCGAGACAACUCCGGUCUCAAUCGUUUGUUGAUGAUGAGAUUUACUCGCUCAUAAGACUCAGUGCCAAUCUUCAGGAACCUUUGCGAAGCAAAGCACGCAUGAUUCUGAAGUCUGUGGCCGGCUAUCGUAACAUGACAUGGCCGAAAGGAUCUUUAGGGAUCCAGUUGCAGUUUACUGCUGAUGAAAGGUUUCCACAAAGGAUGUCAAAAUGGCUCCGGUCGGUUAUAAUUCGGUUUAAGCAUGUGCUUGUUCCGUUUCACUUACCGUCUGCGUCAGUUCGAGAAAAGCCACAUCAGAGUCUCAAAGACUUCCUUCACAAUGUCCAGCAAUGGGAUAUGUGGCUCCAACAUAAUUCGUUUGAAGAAAUUCCGUGCACCUGUCAGUUCUACAAGCGUGUUCUUCCAGAUGAAUGUUUCACGUCUGGGCAUGUAACAGCCGGACUUGAGAUGUUGAACCAACUGCAUCCAGCAUGCAGUCGUUUGGGAACAGGAAGCGCGUCUUCCACCUUCUUUCCAGCUAAGCACAAAUUCGUUUCGGUUAACUGCAAGACGUUUCACCUCUGGAGAAAGAAGCAUGGCAUACCGGUCAACGUUGAGACCGAAUUUCAGGCUAUGCUUGAAGAAGAAUGGUACUGGCACAACGUGGCACUUAAAAGCUUUCCUCGUCUCACAUGGGCAGAUGUUUCUGCCGUCAGGAAGCGUUUGCGUCGGGAGUUUGUUGUGCAUUGUGAGGACCACGAGCCCAAUCAUGUGAUGGUAUUUUGUCCUCAGUUUUACUUUCAGUCGGCCAGAUGUACUUGGGAUGAUCCCGAGGUUUUUCACAAUCUCGAUGGAGACCCAGAGUCCUGGAGACAAUGGGUUCUUCAACAAGUGCCAGGCUACCUUCGAAAGAAGUAUCCCUGGGCCAUUGAUAGCAAAGGCAAGUUACCAAAUGGGUUUGUUUUCUUGAAAAGGAAGAAGAAGUUCGCCAAAGGCAGAACUAUCAUUUCCUAUUCGUUUACCCCGUUCAGUCGACUGUUGAAAGCCGCGUCCCACGCUAUUGUCCUCAUGAUUAAAGUUACAUGGGACAGAGCAUUUGGACUUGAACCUACUCCCAUUAUUUGGCAGAGAUUGCAUGAGUUCUUUAAAAGAACUCCUGCAGAAUCUCACCUGCUGGAAGUCAAUGAUGAUCUUGUCGGUUUCUUUAAUUCGGUGCCAAGAGAACAGAUUCUUCAUUCUCUUGAUGCUUUGAUUUCGAAGUAUUUGUCUUUGGGAUAUCCUCCUGAUAUCACGGUGUCGCUUAAGAAGGCUGUCUGUACAGAAACAGCCUGGCCGGGAAAACCCAAAGGAAAGUCGACCAAACAGGUCAAGUUCCUUAGGGUCCAAGACCUCCCAGACAUUGUCCAGUUGUCUUUUCGCGCCGGCGUUUUUCAGGCCAUUGGUCGCAUUUUCAAACAGCACCGGGGUACGUGUAUAGGAAAUCAAAUCAGCCCAGUGCUCAGCAGUCUCCCAGUUAUACAGCGGGAACUGUUUUGGCAGCAAGAGUGGGAUUUUCAGCUCACCUCCUGCAAGUUCUUUGAAAGACAAGCAUCACAAGCGUUUGUCUGCCGAUACGUUGAUAAUCGACUUCUUAUUUGUACAGAACAAGAAGUUAAUCUUCAGUGCUUUCGUGAUUUCAAACAUUUGUCUUUUUAUGGGUCGACCAUCCAGCUCGAGCCGGUUGAUGAUCAUCACUUUCUGGGCUUCGACAUUUCUGCUUCUAACCGGACUGUCACUUUUAAACAGCCGGUUAAGCCCUGGAAACUUAGGCAUGUGUCCAGCGCAGGUUCGUGGUCAGCUCGGGCAUCAGGCUUCUUUUCUCGUAAAGCCCUGAUUGUACAGUUUGCGUGGCCACCGUCCUCGCGCAAACAGCAAGUCGAACAUCUGCGCAAUUUGUAUUUGCGCCAGGGAUUUCCGUUGCGAGUCUUGCAGUGA
Molecule: messenger RNA, 3264 nt
Organism: Symbiodinium natans
Lineage: Eukaryota; Dinophyceae; Suessiales; Symbiodiniaceae
Source: the annotation of a GenBank genome assembly